Molecule: messenger RNA, 1431 nt
Organism: Trichoplax adhaerens
Lineage: Eukaryota; Metazoa; Placozoa; Uniplacotomia; Trichoplacea; Trichoplacidae
Exons: 15
Molecular function (GO): protein binding
Source: RefSeq, a predicted model, not a curated record
AUUAGUCGCAAAGCUAUUACAUAUAGAAUUGCAGAUGAAUUACCCUGGUUAAUAUAUCGUAUUCAAGAUAAAGAUAAAUUGAGGGAGCGUCUGCUAGAUUUGGAUUUAUUCCUGAAGCUAUAUAAACGUGAAAGGUUUAGCGAUUUACUGGAUUAUUGGUAUUUCCUUGGCGUCACGAAAUCGAACAUCGUUUCAGCCUACCUAAACAAAAUUAAAAGUAUUGAUGAUGACAAUGGCCCCGUAUUACGCACAGCUAGCCUAUAUGAAGCUUUAGGCCGGUUUUCUAGAGAUUUAAAUCUUUGUAAUCAAGGAGUACAGCCUUUACAAAGAGCGCUGGAAAUUAGGGAAACGGUUCUUGAUCCAGAUCAUCCUGUCAUAGCUCAGACUCUACAUCAUUUGGCAAAGUUAUAUAGUACAUGGGGAAAAUACAGGAAUGCCUUCGAUUUACAUAAGCAAGCUCUUGAUAUUUAUGAGAACACGUACGGAAAUGAUCAUCCAAUUGUCGCUAAGGAAUUUGAAGCUAUGGCACAUUUAUAUCAAAAGCAAGACAAGUAUGUAAUGUCUGAAGCCAUGUUAAGUAAGGCACAAACAAUUCGGGGUAAUGCUCCCACCCCUAUCGAGGCCAAUUUUCUCAACGCCGAAAUAUUAAGACGAAAGGCAGUACAAGUAGAGGAGUUGGCACUAAAUUCAGAAUCUGCGGAAAUUGCCAAUACGCUUAACGAAUUAGGAGUCUUGUAUUUUCUUCAAAGCAAUCUGCAGGUCGCCGAAUCAUAUUUUCAACGAUCUUUGACGAUGAGAGAGUCUAUCCUAGGAAAAGAUCAUGCCGAUGUAGCGCAGUCAUGCAAUAAUUUGGCUGCACUAUAUUGCGAAAAGAAAAUGUAUACCGAAGCUGAGAAAUUAUACGCAUCCGCACUAGAAAUAAGAUCAAAGCUACUAUCAAACGAUCAUCCUCAUGUUGCAUCAAUAAUAAAGCAUCUGGGCGCUACUUAUAGGAAGCAGGGAAAACUAGAAGCAGCAGAGCCCUUAUAUCGACAAACGGUUGAAAUACGAGAAAAGUUAUUUGGAUUUAAGCAUCCCAGCACUGCUACAGCUCUAAGUAGCCUGGCAAUAUUAUUGUGUCAACAGGAAAAGCAUGAAGAAGCUUUACCAUUAUAUGAGAGAGCUCUAGAAAUAUAUGAAGAAUCUCUUCGCCCAAAUCACCCUUGUAUAGCUGAAACUUUAAAAAAUAUGGCUGUAUUGCGAUAUAGCUUAGGAGAGUAUGCGUCUGCUGCACAACUUUAUAAGAGAGCUAUUGAGCUUAGAGAGAGAUAUAGCGAACAAAGUUUACAUCGAGCCACAUCCAGAAGGUCAUCUGAAGGAGAAAUGAGUGUUACUACUAGUAUUAAAGGAGGAAGAGCGUACAGUUUGACGACUGUUGAUGGACAGGAAUAA